Molecule: messenger RNA, 1305 nt
Organism: Microplitis mediator
Lineage: Eukaryota; Metazoa; Arthropoda; Insecta; Hymenoptera; Braconidae
Product: coiled-coil domain-containing protein 130 homolog
Exons: 5
Coding region: 256-1182 (308 amino acids)
Biological process (GO): mRNA splicing, via spliceosome
Cellular component (GO): post-mRNA release spliceosomal complex; U2-type spliceosomal complex
Source: RefSeq, a predicted model, not a curated record
UUUAUUUGACAGACGUUCAAUUUUUGGAGGAUAUUUAUAAUAAAUAAGUAAAAUAUUAUCCCAGUUUUCGAUAAUUAGUAAUUUCAAAAAUUUUAUACAAGUAAAAUUAUUUGAAUUUGAAAUUAAUUAUUGACAUUUGAAAUAAAAUAAUACGCUGUAAUUAAUUGAAAUUUAAAAAAUUUUCAAAAUACUGAACUUGUAAAUAAAAUAUUUUGAAAAAUUUGAAUUAAUUUUCCGAUAUAAUAAUCAGCCAAAAUGGGAGAACGUAAAGGAACAAAUUUAUAUUACCCACCGGAUUAUGAUCCGCGUGUGGGUGGACUCAAUAAAUUCAUGGGUACCCAUGCACUGCGUGAGCGUGCACGUAAAUUACACAUGGGGAUACUUAUCAUCCGAUUUGAAAUGCCAUUCAACAUAUGGUGUAAUGGAUGUAAUAAUCAUAUUGGUAUGGGAGUGCGUUACAAUGCCGAGAAAAAAAAAAUUGGAAUGUACUACAGCACGCCGCUCUAUCAAUUUCGUAUGAAAUGCCAUUUGUGCGACAAUCAUUUUGAAAUAAAAACUGAUCCAGCUAAUUUAACUUAUAUAGUAGAAAGUGGAGCACGUCGUCAAGAAAAUCGCUGGGAUCCAACAGAAAAUGAACAAGUUGUACCAGAAGAAAAAGAAGUAUCAAGAAGACUCUAUGAUGACCCGAUGUUUAAAUUGGAACACUCAAUGGAUGAUAAAAAGAAAGCUAAAUCUAAAGACACAACGUUGAGCAGCUUAAUUGCUAAUAAUGAACAAUUCAAAGACGAUUAUGCAUUAAAUUCAUCAUUACGCGCGGCAUUUAGAGAAAAAAAAAAAGAAUUGCAAGAACGUAAAAGUUUAUCAUCUAAACUGGGCUUAGUGCAGGUUAAUUUGGUUGAUGAACAUGACGAAGACAUCAAAUUAGCAAAAUUACUAAUGCACAGUAAAAAAAGUGAUGGUAAAAAAAAAUCAAUUUAUUCUCCAUUAAAAAAACUCGUAAAUUCUAGUCAUGUUCAUAAAAUGAAAAAACAAAUGGCACCGUCGGCCUCGACGAGUCUCGUUAAAAAAAUUAAAAAUCAACGCAUUCAGGACAAAGUAUCCAGCUCAUCUUCGGGUACUAAUUUAACCGCAAGUACUUCAUUAGUUAAUUACGACUCAUCUUCCAGUUCUGACAACACGUAAUUUUGUUUUGUGAAUCAGCAGAUGUUUUUUUUUUAAUAUAUAAAUUUUAUUUAUAAUACUUUUUACAAUAAAAAAUUGUACUCAGUAAUCUGAGGUUAACAUCAUUAACAAUUAAUUAUUUAU